CGGGUGGAGGGGGUCCGCGCUCAAACCCGCGUGUCCCUGGCCAUGUCGUCUUUAAUGCCCUGCCCCUUUAGUGUACCUUCUGAGGGUAUCCAGGGCUGGCUGGGGUUGCUUCCCAUCGGCGCUCUCCUACUCACCCCCAACCAAACCCUGGGGGUAGGACUCCCCAGAGCCCAGACCUUUUGACUCCUGCUAUCUUGCUGCAGCCUCCGCCCCCGCCUGGGGGGUGGCCCUCGAGAGCCGGACCUCUCCCGGCCCGCGACAAAGGACCAUGGUGUUUCUCUCCGGAAAUGCCUCGGACAGCUCCAACUGCACUCACUCGCCUGCACCGGUGAACAUUUCUAAGGCCAUUCUGCUCGGGGUGAUCUUGGGCGGCCUUAUCAUUUUCGGGGUGCUAGGAAACAUCCUAGUGAUCCUCUCGGUGGCUUGUCACCGGCAUCUGCACUCGGUCACUCACUACUACAUCGUCAACUUGGCCGUGGCCGACCUUCUACUCACUUCCACAGUGCUGCCCUUCUCUGCCAUCUUCGAGAUCUUGGGCUACUGGGCCUUCGGCAGGGUCUUUUGCAAUAUCUGGGCGGCAGUGGACGUCCUGUGCUGCACAGCGUCCAUCAUGGGACUUUGUAUUAUAUCCAUCGACCGCUACAUCGGCGUGAGCUACCCACUGCGAUAUCCUACCAUUGUGACGCAGAGGAGGGGUCUCAUGGCUCUACUCUGCGUCUGGGCUCUUGCUCUUGUUAUCUCCAUAGGGCCUCUGUUCGGCUGGAGGCAGCCGGCUCCGGACGAUGAGACUAUCUGCCAGAUCACGGAGGAGCCAGGCUAUGUGCUAUUCUCAGCUCUGGGCUCCUUCUACGUCCCUCUUGCCAUCAUCCUAGUCAUGUAUUGCCGAGUCUAUGUGGUGGCCAAGAGGGAGAGUCGGGGCCUCAAGUCCGGCCUCAAGACCGACAAGUCGGACUCUGAACAGGUGACGCUCCGCAUCCAUCGAAAAAACGUCCCUACAGGGGGCAACGGAACGUCUAGCGCCAAGAACAAGACAAACUUCUCAGUGAGGCUCCUCAAGUUUUCCAGAGAGAAGAAAGCGGCCAAAACGCUAGGCAUUGUGGUCGGCUGCUUCGUCCUCUGCUGGCUGCCUUUUUUCUUAGUGAUGCCUAUUGGGUCUUUCUUCCCUGAUUCCAAGCCUUCAGAAACCGUUUUUAAAAUAGCAUUUUGGCUCGGAUACCUAAACAGCUGCAUCAACCCCAUCAUAUACCCAUGCUCCAGUCAAGAGUUCAAAAAGGCGUUUCAGAAUGUCUUGAGAAUCCAGUGUCUCCGCAGAAAGCAGUCUUCCAAGCAUGCUCUGGGUUAUACCCUUCACCAGCCCAGCCAGGCCCUGGAGGGGCAGCACAAGGACAUGGUACGCAUCCCAGUGGGAUCAGGCGAGACCUUCUAUAAGAUCUCCAAAACGGAUGGGGUCUGUGAAUGGAAAUUUUUCUCUUCCAUGCCCCGUGGAUCUGCCAGAAUUACAGCGCCCAAAGACCAAUCAGCCUGCACCACAGCCCGGGUGAGAAGUAAAAGCUUUUUGCAGGUCUGCUGCUGCGUAGGGCACUCAACCCCCGGCCUCGAAGAGAACCAUCAAGUUCCAACCAUUAAGAUGCACACCAUCUCCCUCAGUGAAAAUGGGGAGGAAGUCUAGAGGACAGGAAAGGUCAGAAGGAAGGGGGGAUGAUUUUAAGUAUCCACUCCACAUCCUAUUAAGACAGCCAG
This is a messenger RNA of Chrysochloris asiatica (Cape golden mole), 1740 nucleotides long. RefSeq names its product alpha-1A adrenergic receptor-like. Gene Ontology annotation, molecular function: alpha1-adrenergic receptor activity. Lineage: Eukaryota; Metazoa; Chordata; Mammalia; Afrosoricida; Chrysochloridae. The coding region runs from base 269 to 1669 and encodes 466 amino acids. Gene Ontology annotation, cellular component: membrane. The record is from RefSeq and is a predicted model, not a curated record. The transcript is spliced from 2 exons. Gene Ontology annotation, biological process: positive regulation of cytosolic calcium ion concentration; regulation of cardiac muscle contraction; regulation of vasoconstriction.